Messenger RNA from Apus apus (common swift), 816 nucleotides. RefSeq names its product proline rich 18 (gene PRR18). Bases 1 to 816 code for a protein of 271 amino acids. The transcript has a single exon. The record is from RefSeq and is a predicted model, not a curated record. NCBI's taxonomy places the organism in Eukaryota, Metazoa, Chordata, Aves, Apodiformes, Apodidae.
AUGGGGCUGCAGCCCCGGCGCGCCGCGGGACCGUGCCCGCCGGCGGGGAGAUGCACCGCCCUGCCCGGGGCGCGCACCGCGGCUGCCUGGGCCCGCAGCGAGGAGCCGGAGGGAGCUCCCGGCCGCACCGCGUCCCUGCCGCCCAUUCUGCCGGCCGCCACCGCUGCCCCUGCCGCCGCCCGAGUACAGCCCAAGAAGCCGGCGACAGCCCCCAAGAAAGCAGCGCCUCGGCCCGCUGAGGAGAAGGCGGCGAGGAAGGCGCGGGGGGCGCCCCCGGACCGGACGGGCCCCCUCUCCAGCUCCUGGCCCUGCUCCUCCCUACAGCGGCAGCCGCCACGAAGGCCGCCGGCCGAGCGAGGGGCGCGGCCCCAGCCCGCCCCGCCGCAGCCGCGGGGCCGCCCGGGCGCAGCGGGAGCGAGCAGCCGCUCCUGCGAGAGCCUCGGCGGGGCGGCGGGGGAGGCGGCGCUGCGCUUCUCGCUCAGCCUGCCCCCGGAGGCCGUGCGGGUGCUGCAGCGCCGCAGCCUGGAGCGGCAGCGGGGGCAGCCGGCCCCCUCCCCCGGCGGCAGGGCGGCCCCGGCGCGGCGCGGCGCCCGGGCGGGCGGCGGCGAUUUGCGAACCCUGCUGAAGAUUUCGCUGCUCAACGACAGGCACCGCUACGACGACGAGGAGUACGAAGAGGAGGAGGCGGCAGCCGGGGCCACGGUGGACGAAGGGCUGGUGCGGAAAUGUACCGAGUGGCUGCGCGGCGUGGAGAGCGCGGCCGGCCGCGACCGCCCCGACAGGCUGGAGACGCUGCCGAGCCUGGGCACCCUCUGA